GCAAAAACUCAACAAAAUCCAAAAAUAACUCCAAUCAUUCCGCUAAACUUUCCCCGUUAAUUCUCGCACACAGGCAAAAAUGAAUCACGCAUUCGUCUUCUUCGUAACUUUCUGUUCUGGACACUGUUUCUUCGACAUACGAGAUAUAACGUCGGGCACUAUGAACCGGCUCCCCGGGGAGUUCGCAGCGGCCAUUAAGGACAUCGCGGAGGGCCUGCCCGCGAAAACGAUGACCGUUGUCCGGGGGAACUCGACGAAUUUAAGUGCCGAAGAUACGUACGAACUUUUCUGCUUGCUGAGCUUGCACUCGGUACAAGUUAUCAACUUGGACCUAAAGACGAAGGAGAACAAAGAAAAGUAUUACGCUUUCGUAAAAGAAGCUCUGGACGUCUCUGACGAGAGAACGAGUCUCAUACUCUGUGAGCCAUAUGAAUGCGAAGCAAUAUUAUCAGAGUUGACGGAAAACAACCUGAUCCACCGCACGAUCCUGUACCUGUUCUACUGGUCGUACGGGCCCGUCAGCGAGCGGUUCCUGCUCACCCUCUCGGAAGCCAUGAGGGUAGCUGUCGUCACCAACCCUCGGCCCGGUGUAUUCCGUAUUUACUACAACCAGGCUACGCCCCACCAAAUCCACCACCUUUCUCUAGUCAACUGGUGGUCAGGGACAUUGUACAAGUCACCAGUGCUGCCGCCAGCUGACAAGGUGUACCAUGACUUCAAGGGGAGGGUGUUUAGAGUACCCGUGUUACACGCCCCGCCCUGGCACUUCGUGAAGUACAACAACGACUCGACCGUAAACGUCACCGGGGGAAGAGACGACAAGCUACUGUCUCUGCUCGCCAAGAAACUAAACUUUCGGUACGAAUACUACGACCCGCCCGAAAGGAGCCAGGGAACAGGGAUUUCUGAGAACGGGACCCUUAAAGGCACGCUCGGCCUAAUCUGGAAGAGGAAAGCGGAUUUUUUUCUCGGUGACGUCUCAAUGACAUGGGAAGGUCUGCAAGCCGUGGAAUUCUCGUUCCUGACCCUGGCAGACUCUGGGGCCUUCCUGACUCAUGCACCAGCCAAGCUCAGCGAGACCCUGGCCAUCAUCAGACCCUUCCAAUGGGAGGUAUGGCCUUUGGUGUGUGCAACGCUGCUGGUGACGGGGCCGGCGUUGUGGGCGGUGAUCGCAGCGCCAUCUCUGUGGCGGAAGGGUCGGAAGAAUCAACUGGAGCUGUUCAGCAACUGCUGCUGGUUUACCACAUCUCUGUUCCUCAGACAAUCAUCAAGCAAAGAACCUUCCAGUACCCAUAAGGCUCGACUCGUCGCCGUCCUGAUAUCCUUAGGAGCCACCUACGUCAUCGGGGAUAUGUACUCAGCCAACCUGACAAGUCUGCUGGCCAGGCCUGCGCGAGAGGCGCCGAUAGGGACUCUGCAAGCUUUGGAAGAUGCGAUGAGAUACAAGGGAUACGAGCUGGUGGUCGAGCGGCAUAGCUCUUCCUUGGCUAUUUUGCAGAAUGGUACGGGGGUAUACGGACGGCUGGCGCGGCUGAUGCGCCGGCAGCGCGUCCAGCGCGUGCGCAGCGUUGAGGUCGGCGUGCGGCUCGUACUGGCGCGCCGGCGCGUCGCCGUGCUCGGCGGCCGGGAGACGUUGUACUACGACACAGAGCGCUUCGGCGCCCACAAUUUCCACCUGAGCGAGAAACUUUACACACGCUACUCGGCGAUCGCGCUGCAGAUAGGGUGCCCGUAUCUAGACACGUUCAACCAUGUCAUAAUGUCCCUAUUUGAAGCCGGCAUCAUAGCCAAGAUGACUAUGGACGAGUACAAGAACCUUCCGGAACACUCUCGAAGGUCCGACCCGGUCAGCGAGUCUGAUCAAGACAGCUCGGAACCUAAGGACUCCACUGGUACUACGUCACAGACGCAACAGGUCGAGUCGACGAAGGGCCUCACCCCCCUGUCGCUGAGCAUGCUUCGGGGCGCGUUCUGCUUGCUGGGGAUCGGCCAUUUACUGGCAGCUAUAGCCCUAGCAGUCGAGAUCCAACUCCACCGUCGUUCCAAAAAGAAGGGGACCAUAGAACAUUCACCAAGAAGGGUGGUCCGAGAGAGCGUUCUCAGUAAAGCAGACAAGUUCCUGAGAAGACUGUUCAGGCGGCUAGCUGCAGCUACUCACAGGCAGCUCGACAGAGCCUUGGGGCCUGCAGUUUAAAA
Cydia amplana is the source of this 2196-nucleotide messenger RNA. RefSeq names its product ionotropic receptor 40a (gene Ir40a). Gene Ontology annotation, molecular function: ligand-gated monoatomic ion channel activity. Lineage: Eukaryota; Metazoa; Arthropoda; Insecta; Lepidoptera; Tortricidae. The transcript is spliced from 15 exons. The record is from RefSeq and is a predicted model, not a curated record. Gene Ontology annotation, cellular component: membrane. The coding region runs from base 80 to 2194 and encodes 704 amino acids.